This is a messenger RNA of Chara braunii, 2180 nucleotides long. The record is from the annotation of a GenBank genome assembly. NCBI's taxonomy places the organism in Eukaryota, Viridiplantae, Streptophyta, Charophyceae, Charales, Characeae.
GCGGGCGGGUAAUCAAUCUCCCGCCAAAGGUACGCGAACAACCGAGCUGGGCGGCAAGGGGAAACGUAGAGGACGGCGGGGAAAGCAGCUGCUGUAUGUUGUUCCGCUCCCAUCUGGGGCCGAGGGUGUGAAUGCUGGGCGCGCUGCCGGGGCUUUCGUCGACGCCCGCAACGUUGUGCCUCGUGCGGCACGUCGUGACGGAGAGCGGCAAGUGCGCGGCAAGUGCACGGCAAGCGCAUUUGGUUGCGAGCCCGCCUGAUCAUCCCUCUGUGAUCGGAUCGAAUCGAAAUCGAAGCGAGUGUAAUCGCUGCAAUCUACUCCCCCGUGUCUUGCCUGAUACUGGCGCUCUUUCGUGUUCCCUCUAUUGGCUUUUCGCUGGCCGAAUCGAAGGGAUAGUUGACUGGUCGGCGGGUUAGUGGAGAUCCAAAGUGUGCAGGUGACAUCUGGUGACAUCAGAGGAGAAAGCGGUGCAGGGCAGUUCUAGGACUUGGUAGCUAUGGCGGAAACGACAGCGGAAAGUUCAGAGCCUAACAAGACUGCCAGUACUCCGCCAGUAGCAGCCGCAGUGGAGGGUGAGGAGGAUAAGGAGGAAGGAGAAAUCUCCCCAAGGAAGGGAGAGGCUCGCUUGCCAUCGCCGGAAGUUAGCAAGAAGCAUUUGUUGGAACAUGAAUGGACUCUGUGGUUCGACAAUCCCAAUGGACGCCAGAGGCAGACCACGUGGGGAAACUCUCUUCGCUCCGUCUACACUUUCGGAACUGUUGAAGACUUUUGGUGCUUGUUUAACAAUGUUGUUCAACCAAGUCGCCUAAUUCACGGUGCCGACUUCCACUGUUUCAAGAAGGGAAUUGAGCCCAAGUGGGAGGACCCAAAGUGUAGCGGCGGAGGUAGAUGGAACGCCCAAGUGCCAAAGGGAAGACCAACGACGCUGGACACCUACUGGCUUCAUACAUUGUUAGCGAUGAUUGGUGAGCAGUUUAGUGAUGGAGAAGAGGUUUGCGGGUCUGUCGUAAGCGUUCGGGUAAAACAAGAUCGGAUUGCGAUCUGGACGAAGACAGCGUCGAAUGAGGCAGCACAGUUGAGCAUUGGAAGACAGUGGAAGGAGGUCUUGGACUUUGGAGACCAGAUCAAAAUCGGCUAUGUGGCUCAUGAGGAUGCAAAGAAACUUGACAAGCGAGCAAAGGACAGGUACACGGUAUAGCAGUUUUGAUACGGGUGGGUGACUAGCAAGUAUGACUGCAAACCAACCUUGCCUGUGUGCUACGAGGCAGAACUGGCCAGAUAGUUGUUCCUAUCAGGGACAGGGAAGGACGGAAGGCUAUGCGCUGGUUGCAGGUUUGCCUCCCCUUGUGUGAAUGGGGUCAUCAUGUAUGUAUCUCUUUUGCAUGGAAAGCUGCGUCGCUGUGCGAGGGGGAAUUGCUUGGUUAUGGGGCAUAUAAUUAUGAUGUGUUCAGCAGUACGGCAAUGUUCUGUGUGUCAUCUGUCAAUGACAAAGAUGUGCGUAGCCCUCUUGGUGUGCGGCCGAGUUGGCUGGUCCUUGUUUCUCUACCGUGCAUGGCUGAGUGGUGCUCUUUUCAGCCACGCUCGUUUGAAAUGUCAACUAUGGAGGGAACGAGUAUUUUGCAUGUUGAUGCACCAAGGCAGUCCCAGUCCCUUGCUAGUCAUCUGGAGAUUGUUUGAUAUUACUCACAAGCGUACACUAUUAGUUGAAGAGUGAGAGAGAGAGACUUGUGGUGUGGAGUUGAUCAGUGUUGCAAUGGGGACGGUUUGCUUGUUGUUCUCUUUUGGCUGGUGCUGUGGACAGAGCGUCUAGGCAGCCCAGCUUGUUGUCGACUGGUUGAUUAGAUGUCUUGACCUGUAGAGUAGGGCGUAGUGAAGGUGGCGAAGAGAGAGAGAGAGAGAGAGAGAGAGAGAGAGAGAGAGAGAGAGAGAGAGAGAGAGGGGNGAGGUGAGCAGCAGCCCCCACGACCAAGCGGAGGGUCGUGUGCUGUGCACAACUUUUCUUGUUGCCUUCUUCAAGUGGUCGUGUUCCUGUAUUCAGAUUCUUUUGAGAAGUUUAAGGUCAGGUCAUUCAUUUGUCUUUUUGCGGGGUGUUGAAGUGACUCCUUACCGCCCGGUCUUUCGUUGUGCAUGCUGUGAGAUGGUUUCAAGUCCCAGUCUCUUAUGUCCGAAAUGAGAAAAGA